CCACUUUCAACUGCCGGAUGAAAAAAAAAGAAAGAAAAAAAGCAUAAAUAAUGUAUUCCUCGGGUGUAUCCACCCCCGGAUCAAUGGAGAUACAAAGACCAUCUACAAAGACUGCUGGCUCAAGGCCAUAUUUGAUCACUUCCACUGCGCACGAUCACUGCUCCUUUUUUUUGUCAGCCCGCUGAGACUCAAUUAUUUCCAAGUGUUUGUAAGGUACUGUUGAAAGAACACGAAGUGAAUAUUUAAACUUGGUGAGGGGAGGAAAAUCUUUGAUGAGACAUGAAAACUGCAGAUGGAUGGUAAUAGUGAACUGUUAUAGAGAGAUAGGGAGAAAGAGAGAGUAGAAAAAUAAAACAACUUGAUGCAGCAUCUAUUCCUCAUAGGAAUACUGGGAAAAUAGCUGUCUGCAUGAAAGCGAGUAGGGACAAAUUAUGGAGCACUUGAUUUUUUGAAAGGAGCUGAUAGAGCAGGUCAGAGCAUUUAACAGAUCAGUAUGAACCAGAGUGCAACUCUGAUGGACCUUCCUGCCAAGCCAGGACAUAUACAGUUUUCAUUGGGCUAAUCUACUUUAACACUGGAAGCAUUGUUCAGUUCUAAUUUUGUCAAAGUUUUUAGGAAUGAAGUCAGAAACAAUAUAGGUGUCUAAGCUCAUUAAUGAAUGCGCGGAAGAAGUUGUUGUGUAGCUUUGUGGUCCAUGCAUCAAAUGAUAGUAUAACUUUUUCGUAACUUUUUUUUUUUACCUCAGAAAUACAGAUUCAUAUUUCCUGUCAUAUCCCUUGCUGGGCUCGUUCCUCCCUUACCCAGAUGGCUGGGCUCGUAGCCCGAGAUUUUCACCGUGAAAGAUUUUUUUUCUUUUUUUUUUUUUUCGAUUUCCUUCUCUGCAAAGUCACUCCUUCAGCGGGAAUUGAUGGCACAUCCGAUUGGCACUGCACCGCCGCUCUCGCUGCGCUGCAGAUAAUGAGUAUUUGUGUAAAAGGGCAAAGCACAUACUGAAAUAAGAUCAAAGGUCCGGACACUAGAGGCAUCACACGGUGAGCAAAAAGUCAUGCUCCAGUAUGGGUAGUGCCAUGCCCAUUCAGUCACAAAGGAAACAUCUUUUGAUGUACAUUUCCCCAUGCGACCAUAUCUUGGUUCCAUCGGCCUAAUUUACAUUCCAGAUAAUAUUCGAGAGAUUAAAACUGUAGCUAAUCAGCAAACUGUUGCGGUGGGACUCUGCAAUCAUUGAUCAGUGUUCUUUGUACAACGGUACAGGACUACGACUCCACCUGCUACAAAACUCCUUAGUCACACUCGAGUUCUAGUUUUUUUUUUUAUAGCUUGCAGUUCCUCCACCUGCUUCAUGCUGUACCAAGCUUGUGCUGACACUAGGCUAUAACUGUUUUCUUUUAAAGCUCUUAUAUUUUAUGGUUUCCCAGUGUUUGAUGUGGAGUUUUGAUACCCACAAGAAGAUAUACUGCAAUCGUGGUUUUAAUUACCAAAAAGCAUCAUGUAGUUGUGCAUCAACCUUCUCACGCCUCUAUCUGCAACUCUAGUUAAAACAGGGCUCGUUCCAAUUUGAGGAGAGGCUCAGAGACUCUCUCUGCCUCUAAUUGGAGGGCCUGGGUCUGAUUGGCCAUUUGCAUUGAGUGGGGAGUUUUACCAAAUUACAGCAGUAAGCUACUCUCCAUUACCUGUGGUGAGCCUGGCUUUGCAUCACCCAGAAAACAGUUAGCCAAACAGACGAGAGGCUCAGGGCCCCUCUGAGCCAAACAGACAGUCAAAAUCGGUCUGAAUUACUCUGUUCCCCGUGCAAACCCCUGCGUCAUCUGAUGGCUUUGGGGUGAUCGCCCAUGGUGUCGCAGCAUCCAGGUACAAUGCGUGAGUGGUGGAGCCUGCUGCCCCUGCCUCCAAGCACACUUUCGGAGGACAACUAGGAGGACCACUUUCCUCAGUUGCUAGACCCUGCGGGCGGACAGUUACGGUGCCGAUUUGUGUUGAGGCCAGCCAGGGGAGUGUGUGUGGCCACAGAAUCCGAGACCAUCUGGGACAUGCAGGAGGUGGGUGAUCAGGCAGCAGGCACAGCAAGAGUGGAAGACUGCAUAAGCGAAAAUAUGCUCUUCCUGGGCAGCAGCUACAGAGACGAAGCCGUGCAGCAGCUUAAUCCCUUUUUCAGAGCUCUGACUCCAGGCAGUGGAUUUCAUCCCUUUACUAUGCAGUUUCUUUGCGAGGGAGUCUGGCAGUCUUCUUUGAGAAUCACAGCUUUCGCACGUCACAGUGGUCCUCAUGCACAACUGAAUCUGUGUAGGCACCUAUCCUCUAUCCUGGCAUAAAGCAGGGAUGUUCUUUGCCACUGUUCCAAUAUGACCCGGGAGUAAGUGACCUGUGAAGAGAGUCACGCGGGGAUUUUCUAAAGGACUUCUGUGCUUCUGUAAGAGUGUAUGGUCAUCUGACAUUGGGAAGCCCAGCAGGCCCCACACACUGGCAUCACUAUCAACCCCAGAAAAGUGCAGGAGACACCCGAUACCCAAAGUGCAACACUCCGCCCCCACCCUGAUGCCAUGGUCCAUGGCACCCCCUCCCCUCUCUGUUGCUCACCCACAAAUUGAUUCUCUCUUAAUGUCCUGUAUGGUAAAAUACAUAUGUAUACAUCUCCUCAAUCCGAAGGAGCAGCUUAAAAAAGAGAAAUGGCAUUUUGGAUUACCUCAUGAGUACGAUUUACAAAUGUGUUCCUGUUUGAGUUGAAAUUGUGACUUUCUCCAUUUCUAGGGACGAUUACUGGGCAAUUUCAGGGAGGGCUUAGGUUUAAAGAGCAAGACAGUGUGAAGCGGCAGCUACAACGGAUAGAUCAGUGCUGCUUUCAAGACGUCAAACAAUCUGUUAGUAGCGAGGGCGAUCCAACGGGGAAAACAGAUAAAAGACCGAAAAUAGGAAACGGCCACAGCAAAAGAAAAGAGAAAACAAUAGGCCAUGGCCGAGGGGAUGAUUACUUCUCAAAGUGAACCGUGACAGAAUGGUCGACUGUAUGAGCAAAGUCAUGCUGCACACGGCUGUCUCAUGCUGGCAACCAUUCCUGGGACUGGCCCUUGUGGCUGUCUUUGUGGGUUCAACCCUGGGAUGUCCCUCACGCUGCGAGUGUUCAGCGCAGACUAAGGCAGUUGUCUGUCACCGCAAGCGCAUGCCCACCAUCCCUGAUGGGGUCCCAACAGAGACCAGGAUCCUGGACCUGAGCAAGAACAAGCUGACAAUGAUCAACCCUGAUGACUUUGUUGCCUUUCCUGGGCUUGAGGAACUUGACCUCAGUGGAAAUAUUAUCAGUUAUGUUGAGCCUGGAGCUUUCAACGCCCUGUUUAACAUGCACUCACUCAGUCUCAAGAGCAAUCGUAUCAAGCUGAUUCCCCUGGGAGUCUUUUCAGGUUUAACAAAUCUCACCCGACUGGAUAUAAGUGACAACAAGAUUGUCAUCCUCCUGGAUUAUAUGUUUCAGGACUUGCACAAUUUAAAGUUUUUGGAAGUGGGCGACAACGAUCUGGUUUACAUUUCUCACCGUGCAUUCAGUGGACUUUUGAGCCUAGAGAUACUAACCUUGGAGAGAUGCAACCUUACAGUUGUGCCGACUGAGGCCCUUUCCCACCUGCAUAACCUUGUCAGCCUCCAUCUGCGUUACCUCGGCAUCAACACUUUGCAUCCUUACUCAUUCAAAAAGUUGUUCAGGCUGCGGCAUUUAGAAAUUGAUAGUUGGCUUUUGCUAGACCAUGUCCCAGCCAAUACCCUGCAUGGCCUCAACCUGACGAAGCUGUUUAUAACCAACACCAACUUGUCCUCCUUCCCCUACCAAGCCCUGAAGCAUCUGCCCUACCUGACACACCUCAACCUGUCCUACAACCGCAUUAAGCACAUUGAAGGGGGGAUGCUCAUGGAGCUUGUUCGGCUGCGAGAGCUGCAUCUAGUUGGUGCCCAGUUAACCGCCAUUGAACCGUAUGCCUUCCAGGGCCUGCGGGGGCUUAAAGUCCUUAAUGUCUCUCACAAUCGACUGGAUACACUGGAGAAGGGUGUUUUUCAGUCCCCUGAGGCUCUGGAGGUCCUUCUGAUUGACAACAACCCCUUAGUAUGCGACUGUCGUCUCAUGUGGAUCCUACAGAAAAGGCACUCCAUCUUCUUUGGAGAUUCGCAACCAGAGUGCAGCACACCUGAAGGUAUCCGUGGCAGGCCAUUUAAGGAGUUUAAGGAGACUCUUCUGUCUUAUUACGUGACAUGCACCAAGCCAAAAAUUCGUGAGAAUAAAACACAAACGAUCACUGUGGAUGAAGGCCAGCAGGCACUGUUACGCUGCAGCGCUGAGGGGACACCGCGACCCAUUGUGUCCUGGCUGUCCCCACGGCGCCGGUUUCUGACAAGUAGGAGCCAUGGUCGAGUGACGGUCCACAACAAUGGUACACUGGAGAUCAAGUCAGCUGAGAUACAAGACAGCGGAGUGUACCUGUGCCUUGCAUCAAACACUGCCGGGAAUGACACCCUGAUGACGUCAUUGGCAGUGAAAAGUUUGGGAUCACUGUACGCUAACAGGACCCAAUACUACACAGAUCCCAGCAACACCACUGCCAAUGGGACGGCCGGAGUGACCAUCGGUUUGGACCUAAAGACUAUUCUAGUGUCAACAGCUAUGGGUUGUUUUACAUUCCUGGGAGUUGUCUUGUUUUGUUUCCUGCUCCUUUUUGUUUGGAGCAGAGGAAAAGGAAAACAUAAAAACAACAUAGACGUUGAAUAUGUGCCUCGGUCAAAGUCAAAUGGCACCAAUAUUGACUCAGCAGAAGGACAAGCUGGUCCUCGUCGUUUUAAUAUGAAAAUGAUGUGAUUAAUUUUGUAGAUGCAAGAUUCUGGAUUGUGGAAAUGCCCAAGGUACAAUGUAUUUUUUUGCAAAUAGGACUUCUGAUCUUCCCAAUGCUGCAGGAAGAGUGACAGUGAAAAGUUUGGAGGCAUCAGAAGAAGAUGAGCAGUAUCUUAAAUCACUGGAUCUUGACAAAAAUGCUUGGAUUCUGUGUUUCACAUACCGAAAUGUAUGGUUGGACAUCCUGUUAAAGAAUUGACAGUGGACAUCUUAAACAUGGAUGAGGAUUGGAAGCUGUUGCCACCAAGAGGACCUUAAGGUAGUAGGUGUCACCUAUCAGCUUUUUGAAGUUUAUAUGCCCAAAAAGAACCCUUCUGUUUUGGGAUUGAUCUACAGACUCUGCUGAACCAUGUACAGUACAAAUUUGUAUCUGAGCUAUUAACCUACUUUGUUUAGUCUUGCGCCAUGCUUAUUCACUGAACAAAUCAAUGAAACAGACCAUAAUUUCCUAUGUUCAAUACUUUGCAUAUGUGUACCUAAUGCUUCAUUUUGUACAUGUAUGUACAAAUCCAUUCAAAAGAACUAUUCAUAGCAAUAUUCAUGGGAUGCAUUAGCCAAAAUUGAUAUAACCCCACGUGUUCAGCAAGAACAUUCUUCAGACUUUUGAAGUUUCCAUGGAUUCAGGAAGGGCUUCUAUGGGUGAUUAUCUGUCCCUGCUACCCCAAUUGACCCCUAGAUAUGAAUACAUAUAUAUUAUUUAUCAAUGAAAAUAGGAGAAAUAAUAUUUAUGAAAAAUGUUGAGUAUUUUUAAAAAUCAGUCCCCAAACACCUUACAGGAUCUAACAUAAAAAUGACUCAGUAUUGGUCAAAGUUCCUACACAAACCACAUUUUGUCCUAUUUUUGUCUCUUUUUUAUUCUUUAACCGUACCUUUGCUGGUUGGCAAACUACAUGUGUCAAUUUUACUACAGUGACAUUUGCAUCAUUUUCCCCAGUAGGAAAUUUGGACUCUGUUGUGGUAGUUUCCCAUUUUGUUGUUGAAUCAUUUAGAUUGUGAAAACUUCAAAAGUAAAAGUGAAAAACUGUAUGUGAAAUAAAUGAAGAUGUAUUUGUA
Molecule: messenger RNA, 5917 nt
Organism: Scophthalmus maximus (turbot)
Lineage: Eukaryota; Metazoa; Chordata; Actinopteri; Pleuronectiformes; Scophthalmidae
Gene: lingo2
Product: leucine rich repeat and Ig domain containing 2
Exons: 7
Coding region: 2990-4831 (613 amino acids)
Molecular function (GO): protein binding
Source: RefSeq, a predicted model, not a curated record